UUCCGGAAGAUAUAUCUAUGGAUAAGGAUAAUUUGAAAGAAUUGGUGGCUAACGAAAAUAAGGAGAUUCCUAAAGAACAAGAAGUUCCAAAAAAGAAGGAAGUCUUUAAAGAAAAAUUAGUUUCAAAAGAAAAUUCUAACGAAUCACUUAAAGCGAAACGUCGUCCCAGGCCCCGAAGAAAGG
Racocetra persica is the source of this 183-nucleotide messenger RNA. The record is from the annotation of a GenBank genome assembly. NCBI's taxonomy places the organism in Eukaryota, Fungi, Glomeromycota, Glomeromycetes, Diversisporales, Gigasporaceae.